CCUCCCCCGCCUCCGCCUCCCCCGCCGCCGCCGCCCUCGAGGCCCCCGUUGAUGCCGCACAGCUCGCCCAGCAGCAGCAGCGCCGCCCCCGACAUGGACAAGAACAGCGGGCCCCCCAGCUCCUCGUCAGCCUCUGGGGGCUGCAGCAGCAAAGGACAGCAGCCGCCCCGCGCAGCCUCGGCGGGGCCUGCCGGCGAGUCUAAACCCAAGAGCGAUGGAAAGAAUGCAAGCACAUCCAAACGUUAUAACCGUAAACGUGAAACUUCCUAUCCCAAGAAUGAAAACUUUACCAACCAGUCCCGUCGCUCCAACUCACAGAAAAGCAAAACUUUUAACAAGAUGCCCCCUCAGAGGGGCGGCGGCAGCAGCAAACUCUUUAGCUCUUCUUCUAAUGGUGGAAGACGAGAUGAGGUAGCAGAGGCUCGACGGGCAGAGUUCAGCCCUGCCCAGUUCUCUGGUCCUAAGAAGAUAAAUCUAAACCACUUACUGAACUUCACUUUUGAGCCCCGUGGCCAGGCGGGCCACGUGGAAGGCAGCAGCCACGGCAGCUGGGGGAAGAGGAACAGAUGGGGACAAAAGCCUUUUAACAAGGAGCUCUUCUUGCAGGCCAACUGCCAGUUUGUUGUGUCCGAAGACCAAGACUACACAGUGCAUUUUGCUGACCCUGACACCUUGGUCAACUGGGACUUUGUGGAACAAGUGCGCAUCUGUAGUCAUGAGGUGCCGUCCUGCCUAUGCCUUUACCCACCAACUGCAGCCAAGAUCACACGCUGCGGGCACAUUUUCUGCUGGGCGUGCAUACUGCACUCUUCAUUGAGCGAGAAGACCUGGAGUAAAUGUCCCAUCUGCUACAGUUCCGUUCACAAGAAGGAUCUCAAGAGUGUUGUUGCUACAGAGUCACGCCAAUACGUUGUUGGCGAUACCAUCACCAUGCAGCUCAUGAGAAGGGAGAAGGGUGUGUUAGUGGCUUUGCCCAAAUCCAAAUGGAUGAAUGUAGAUCAGCCUAUUCACCUUGGAGAUGACCAGCACAGCCAAUACUCUAAACUCCUGCUGGCCUCCAAGGAGCAGGUGCUACAGAGAGUGAUUCUAGAAGAGAAGGCUGCCCUGGAGCAGCAGCUGGCAGAGGAGAAGCACUCUCCUGAGGCGUGCUUUGUGGAGGCCGCCCUCCAGGAGCUCAAGGCUCGAGAGGAAGCUUUAUCAGGAUUGGAUGCAGCCAGAAGUGGCCAGGUCACUGAUGUUGUGACAGCUGUAGAAGAGUUGGUCCUGAUAGCGGCCCCCUUGGACAAAGAGCCACUGCUCCAGCCUAGACCCCAGUGUAUACUGGAGUAUCUGUCUGCUUUUGAUGAAGAAAUUGUGGACCCUUGCCCUAGAGGAUCUCCUUCUCUUCCUCUUCCUUCUCCCCACCUGGUGGAAGAGGAGGAGGCAGGGACUGAGCUGGAGCCUGGGGUGGUAACAGAGGUAUAUGACUCGGAGACACUGGAUGGAAAUGGUAUAGAAGGGACCACAUGCAGCAAAAUCAGCCAGCAGGAGCCCAAGGCCACCCUUGGUGCCAGAUCCUUGGGCAGCUCUCCUUGUUACUACUUCUAUCAAGCGGAGGAUGGCCAGUACAUGUUUCUGCAUCCUGUGAAUGUGCGCUGCCUGGUGCGGGAGUACGGGAGCCUGGAGCAGAGCCCCGAGAAGAUCACAGCCACAGUGGUGGAGAUCGCUGGCUACUCUAUAUCGGAGGAUGUUCGGCAGCGGCAUCGUUACCUCUGCCAUUUGCCUCUCACCUGUGAAUUCAGCAUCUGUGAACUGGCUCUGCAGCCGCCUGUUGUUUCCAAGGAAACUCUGGAAAUGUUUUCAGAUGACAUUGAGAAGAGGCGUCGGCUACGGCAGAAAAAGGCUCGGGAGGAGAGACGGAGGGAGCGUCGCAUUGAGAUGGAAGAAAACAAGAAGCAGGGCAGGUAUCCUGAAGUCCACAUCGCUCUAGAGAACCUCCAGCAGUUUCCUGCCUUCAAUGCCUGCUCUCCUGAUCCUUCUUUGGUUCUCGCCAGCGCUGAGGACCAUGGUUCCUUCUCACAGUCUCCUCUUAGCAGAAGCCCAGGGUCCCAUGCAGACUCCACAUUGGCUUCUUUGUCACCCACUGAUGGUCAGGGCAACCCUUCAUUCUGCGUGGGGAGCCUGGAAGAAGAGUCUCCCUUUCCUUCCUUUGCCCAGAUGCUGAGGGUUGGAAAAGCAAAGGCAGAUAUGUGGCCCAAACCUGCUUCCAAAAAAGAUGAGAACACUCUAGCUCCUCCUGCCUCUGUGGACAGUGACGGGGAAAGUGACAACUCAGACCGUGUACCUGUGCCCAGCUUCCAGAAUUCCUUCAGCCAAGCGAUUGAAGCAGCCUUCCUGAAACUGGACACACCGGCCUCCUCGAACCUCCUCUCUGAAGAGAAGGGAGGAAAGAAAAGGAAGAAACAGAAGAAGAAGCUGUUGUUCAGCACCUCAGUGGUCCACACCAAGUGACGCUCCGCCCCCAAGUCCUCUCCAGCUGCUGGUUUCUUUUUUCCUUUGCUUUGUUUUGCUGCUAUAGUUUUUAAGGACUUGAGUUUGCACAGAUUAGCUCUGUGGGGGGGGGGGAGGAAGGGUUUCCACAGAUCAAGGGGGAAACCAAAGGAGCUAAUUUAAAUACAUUGUUAUUUUCCAGCUUCCAAUAUUCACACCAGAAUAAAGUAUUGCCACUCACAUAAAUGAA
Messenger RNA from Phascolarctos cinereus (koala), 2719 nucleotides. The record is from RefSeq and is a predicted model, not a curated record. Lineage: Eukaryota; Metazoa; Chordata; Mammalia; Diprotodontia; Phascolarctidae.